AUGUAUGAAUCGAAUUUUACACUUAGAAAGCAUUGCCCUAUUCUACCCACUAAAAAAUGUAUUUUGCAUCAAAGUCCGUUCCCUAGUAAUUACAAUGUUUUGUUGGAAGCGUUGGAAGAAAUAACUGAAAAAUGUUUAAUUUCAGAAAUAAGAGCUAAAGGCAAAGGUAUUUUACAUCAAAUGAAAACUUUUGAAUUUAUUUUUUGUUUAACUAUGAUGCAACCUAUACUAGAAAUGAUUUUAAAAGUAAGCGCCGUCUUACAAACUGAAAACUUGGAUCUUUUAACAGCCAUGUCUAUUGUAAAAUCAUUAAAAUCCUCUUUGAGUUCUAUGAGAAACUCUCCUCAAGAUGAAGAAUUUCAUAAGGUCUUUAAAAAAGCUGUUACAAUGUGCGAAGAAAAUAAUAUUAUUAUACCAAAAAUUAAGAAUAGAAAAGUUUCAUAUAUUUUGGUGAAUUCUAUGAAUGAAAGGUUUCAACAAGAAACUGUUGAUAUUAUUUGUGCAGUAGCUAAAUUAAUCAACUUAGAGUUUAAUAUUGAGUCUUCAAAUUUAUUCCAAAGGUUUUUUCAUGUAGUUGCAGAAAAUUUAGAAGCAGAGAUUACAAUUUUGAAAAAUAUGAAAGAUACGCCUAGACCUAUAGGAAAUUCAGUGAGUACUAUACAUGAAUGGCUUGAUUGGUUGUCAAUAAAAGGAAGAGCAGAUAUUUUUAAACAGUUUCUACAAGUAUUAAGGAUAUUUGUUGUAAUACCUGUGACCAGCUGUUCAUGUGAAAGAACUUUUUCAAAAUUAAGCAUCAUAAAAAAUAAAUUAAGAAGCACAAUGUCUCAGGAUAGGUUAAAUUCAUUAUUGUUUCUGUUUGUUGAACAAAAAAUGACUGCUAACGUUAAUAUUGAUGAAGUAAUUGACCAGUUUAAAUUAAUGGUACCAAAUGAUAGAAGACUUGUUUUAUAA
Molecule: messenger RNA, 951 nt
Organism: Melanaphis sacchari
Lineage: Eukaryota; Metazoa; Arthropoda; Insecta; Hemiptera; Aphididae
Exons: 2
Coding region: 1-951 (316 amino acids)
Molecular function (GO): protein dimerization activity
Source: RefSeq, a predicted model, not a curated record